Molecule: messenger RNA, 534 nt
Organism: Pelobates cultripes (western spadefoot toad)
Lineage: Eukaryota; Metazoa; Chordata; Amphibia; Anura; Pelobatidae
Source: the annotation of a GenBank genome assembly
AUGGCCAAAAUCGGAGAGAUUACUCAGCACAGCUCCAUUCCUUUCUUCCAUAAAUCCAGGCCAAAAAGAUGGAGAAAGCAGCCUGCGGCCUACCAUCACCACUCACGCGGACAGUUGGAGCUGCUGGGGCCUCCCUCACCCUGGAAUACACUGGAGCCAGAGACCAUACUCUGCUCCCCGCCGGACCAGCACUCCACAAUGGGACAGGGGUCACAGAAACCCCCACCAAGUACCCCGCAAGAUGCACAAGACAUAUGGGCACUGUUAGAGCGCCAGGCCCAAAACAAAAUGGUGACACAGGAGACCUGGGAGACUGUGGUUGCCACGCAGAACCCUGAGCCAGACACAGCGCAGAACACACUGCAUAAUUCUGAAGAGCAAGCCCCAAACAUGCCAGACUGGUCAACAUUAGCCACCAAGCAGGACAUUAAAGACCUUCAGACUGACUCUGACGGUGGACAUAGCAGUGAUCCAAGCGGAUACAAGUUCUUACUGACAAGGUCAGGGCUACUGAGGAAGACAUCCAAGAUGUGA